UGCCCAUGUGCUAGUGGGGGCGGGGCUGCCAAGGGAUGAGGAAGAUGGCGGCGAGGGCGAGGUGAGGUGUUGGCAGUAGGAAGGGGUUCGGGCGCGGAGGGCGGGGGAAUCCGGAGCGAUGGCCCGCGCCGGCCGCUGGGGCGGGUAACAAGCCGUCGCGUCGCGGGUGAGAGAGGGAGGGAAGGGCGACCGGGCGCCUGGAGAGUAUGACGGGGCUGUACGAGCUGGUGUGGCGGGUGCUGCACGCGCUUCUCUGCUUGCAUCGCACGCUCACCUCCUGGCUCCGCGUUCGGUUCGGCACCUGGAACUGGAUCUGGCGGCGUUGCUGCCGUGCUGCCUCCGCCGCGGUCCUAGCGCCGCUCGGCUUCACGCUCCGCAAGCACCCGGUUGCCGGCAGGAAUCGCCGCCACUACCGGCACCCGCGCUGGGGGCCGGGCCCGGCCGCCGCCCAUCUCCGGUUGCGCUGGCGCGCGGACGGCCGUUCCCUGGAGAAGCUGCCGGUGCACAUGGGCCUGGUGAUCACCGAGGAGGAGCAGGAGCCCAGUUUCUCGGACAUCGCAAGCCUCGUGGUGUGGUGUAUGGCCGUGGGCAUCUCAUAUAUUAGCGUCUACGACCACCAAGGCAUUUUCAAAAGAAAUAAUUCCAGAUUAAUGGAUGAAAUUUUAAAACAACAGCAGGAACUUCUGGGAUUAGAUUUUUCCAAAUAUUCACCAGAGUUUGCAAAUAGCAAUGACAAAGAUGAUCAAGUUUUAAAUUGCCAAUCAGCAGUGAAGGUGCUGUCCCCAGAAGAUGGAAAAGCAGAUAUUGUGAGAGCUGCGCAGGACUUUUGCCAGUUAGUAGCCCAGCAGCAAAAGAGAUCUACAGAUUUGGAUGUAGAUAUGUUAGACAGUUUACUUAGUUCAAAUGGUUUCCCUGAUCCUGAUUUAGUAUUGAAGUUUGGUCCUGUGGACAGCACAUUAGGCUUUCUUCCCUGGCACAUCAGAUUGACUGAGAUUGUCUCUUUGCCUUCCCACCUAAACAUCAGUUAUGAGGACUUUUUCUCUGCUCUUCGUCAGUAUGCAGCCUGUGAACAGCGUCUGGGAAAGUAGUGAUCCCUGGUUGCGUAGUUUGAUUUUGGGCUUUUGGAGAAAAGGACCUAAAUGACUCUGAUGUUUACAAAGCACCUAUGAAAUCCUGCACACACCCAGUCCGUAAUCCUCAUAAUUUAUCAACAAACACGAAAAAGUGUCUUACUUGAGAGUGAGUGAGUGUGUGCACAUGCACACACGUGUGUGUGUGUGUAUGAAAAUAAACUUACAACUGAGGGGAGUACUGGAGAAGGAAAUGCAUAGACCUGCAACUUUGAACAACUAGCAGUAACGUUCAGGAUUUGAAAUUUCAAACUUUAAAGGCUUCAGCCCCAACUGCUUCCCUGUUUUUGUGGGGAGAGGAUGGGGUGAUUAGUGCUGCUUGAUGGUUGUUUUGGGGAAAAGGGAAUAAUUUUCAGUCUUUCCUAGUGACCAAACUUAAUUUUUAAGAAUAAUAUGUUGAUUAUUAAUUGUAAGCAUAAUGAGUAUGAAGAAAAUCCAAAGGAACGGAGUUCUGUGUUGCUCACAUGUUAAAAACUUGCAAACCUUUGGAGCAGAGGGACUACCUAUCUUCAGAUAUCCGUCCGUUUCCAUUUCAUUUCAUUAUGGUUAAACAUUGUGACUUGAGAGUGCUGCUCUGGUGUCCAUGUUCUGGGUUGUGAAGGUAAAUUUAAAGAGAGGUCUUAUUAUACUGAAAUGCAUAAUUAAAAAAAAACUGAAGUAUUGAAUUUGAUGGUCAAAGGUGAAUAGCUGUAAUUUUAAAAGUAAAGGUGGAAAAUUUGCUAAAAUGGGAAUGAAACUUUUGAUUUCCUGUUUUGUUUUAUUGGCAGGCAAUGUGUUAGAUGGUACCCAAACAUGAUUUGAAAAAUGUUUUCAUUAACUAUUUUUAUUUAAAAUCAGCAUUUGAUAGAAGUUAUCAAGGCAGCCCUUUUUCUCAAAAGUCACCUGUUCCUCUUUGGAAUAGCACAUUUUAGGACCAUGUUAAUACCUGGGAUUUUUACUCAGUGACUCCUGAUGGUGACUUUGUAUAAAAGUUCUUUAAAUAGGAUAGAGGCUUGUGUAGGGAGUAAAAGAUUAAACCAAAGUCUACAAAAAUCAUUUAAAUUAAUUUUGUGUGUUCUCCUUUAUGAUAGAGAACAUCACUUUCUGUUACUGUUAAAAAUCAAUAAAUGAUUUUUUGAUAGGUGUUUAAUAUUUCUUCCCUCACUGCUUAUCCUUGCAUAGAAACCAUUCUUUAUAUUUGGUGGAGUAUUCUGAGAAAACUCUCCUAUCAGCAAGUGUACAGUAGUUGUAAACUUGUACAUUUAAAAUAGAAUAGUUUAAAUUCUAGGUCUCAGAAGUCUGUAAAAUAGCAAAGAAGACUGGAUUUGGAAAGCAUGAUCUGGAACCUUGUCAAAUUCUGAAGCUAAGAGGAAUAGAUAUUUUGACUUUGGAUUACAAAAGUCCAUUUAUGAUUUUCAGAAUAUACUUGAAAUAAAAAUGAUUAAACUAAAUUUUGGUCCAGUGACAUUACUUCGCACUCAGUCCUUUCAUAGUCCUUUGUACAUCAUAAGAUUUCUCUUAAAGUCAUAAUUUAUUGCUAAAUAUUUUGUGUAAAUCUACAGCGUAUCUCUAAACUUUAUCAGCGGAUUUUUGGUUUGUUUCCCAUUACUGUGAUCCAUGUUCUAUUGAGGCUUUUUUGGCCUUAGUUUAAGACUGAAUUUAUGCCUCUUAUAAAUAUGGUAGAUAUAAAUGUCUUAUAAAUACUCUGGAGUAUGUAUGACUUUGAUGAAUUAAAUUUAACAGGCCCUGUUGAAGUGAAGGGAUUUAAUAUUCAUUAAAAUGAAGUUAGUGAAAUGAAUUAUACACUAGGAUAUAGCCCAAGUUGCUAAAGGUUUAAUCUUUGAGUCUUUGUUCUUUUUCUCCUAUUUUGUAAUAAUGUCAUUUUUA
Molecule: messenger RNA, 2996 nt
Organism: Trichechus manatus latirostris (Florida manatee)
Lineage: Eukaryota; Metazoa; Chordata; Mammalia; Sirenia; Trichechidae
Gene: NUS1
Product: NUS1 dehydrodolichyl diphosphate synthase subunit
Exons: 5
Coding region: 207-1088 (293 amino acids)
Cellular component (GO): endoplasmic reticulum membrane; dehydrodolichyl diphosphate synthase complex
Molecular function (GO): ditrans,polycis-polyprenyl diphosphate synthase [(2E,6E)-farnesyl diphosphate specific] activity
Source: RefSeq, a predicted model, not a curated record